Messenger RNA from Rotaria socialis, 597 nucleotides. The record is from the annotation of a GenBank genome assembly. NCBI's taxonomy places the organism in Eukaryota, Metazoa, Rotifera, Eurotatoria, Philodinida, Philodinidae.
AUGUCUGAUUCAUCGCUUCGAUCUGAUCCGAAAAUAUUUGAUCAAAACAUUAAUGUUAGCAUGCGAUACGCAAUUCCUUCAAGAAUCUCGUAUGGAAAUAAAAGCAUUAUUCGACUUCACAAAAAGGUUAAAUUAGAUUCAUUGGCUCCAAUUGUUAAAAAAUUCGUGGUUGACAGCACGAAUCAAAGAUCCUACAAUCUAUUUAAAACAAUAUUUUUUGAACGACAACGUUUUGCAUCUGAUCAUACUAACAUGUUUCGUAGAACACAUGAUGGAUGUUUAAUGUACAAGAAAAAUAAUUUACCAGCAAUCGGCUUCUUAGAAACAAUUAUUUCUUUCACUAAUGAUGAUGAGCCAGUUCUAGUUAUUCGACCAGUCAAUUUGAUUUCAACAGCAGACUCUAUGUUAAUAAAUGAUCGAAUAUAUAAAUGUAGUAAUGUAUUGUAUGGAACGCAUCAUGGAACAAUAGUCGAAGCUACUAAUUUAAAUUGUAUCAUUCAAAAACUAGCUUUUCGACCUGGGACUGAUGUUAAAUUUCCAUCUGCACAUAACUCUAUGUUUAUUUUUCAAUAUCCGAAUCGAAGUGGAAGCACUUGA